Molecule: messenger RNA, 453 nt
Organism: Diceros bicornis minor
Lineage: Eukaryota; Metazoa; Chordata; Mammalia; Perissodactyla; Rhinocerotidae
Gene: IL2
Product: interleukin 2
Exons: 4
Coding region: 1-453 (150 amino acids)
Biological process (GO): immune response
Cellular component (GO): extracellular region
Molecular function (GO): growth factor activity; interleukin-2 receptor binding
Source: RefSeq, a predicted model, not a curated record
AUGUACAAGAUGCAACUCUUGUCUUGCAUUGUACUGACUCUUGCACUCCUUGCAAACAGUGCACCUACCUCCAGCUCUAAGAGGGAAACACAGCAACAGCUGGAGCAAUUACAGCUGGACUUACGGCUGCUUUUGAGUGGAGUUAAUAAUUACAAGAACACCAAACUCUCCAACAAGAUGCUCACAUUUAAAUUCAACAUGCCCAAGAAGGCCACAGAAUUGAAACAUCUUCAGUGUCUAGAAGAAGAACUCAAACCUCUGGAGGAUGUGCUAAAAAACUUUCACUUGAAAGAUAUCAAGGAAUUAAUGAGCAAUAUCAAUGCAACAGUUCUGGAACUAAAGGGAUCUGAAACAAGAUUCACAUGUGAAUAUGAUGAUGAGACAGCAACCAUUGUAGAAUUUCUGAACAAAUGGAUUACCUUUUGUCAAAGCAUCUUCUCAACACUGAGCUGA